Messenger RNA from Durusdinium trenchii, 1534 nucleotides. NCBI's taxonomy places the organism in Eukaryota, Dinophyceae, Suessiales, Symbiodiniaceae. The record is from the annotation of a GenBank genome assembly.
CCUCCUUCUCUCAAUGAAUGACCAUGGCACGGGCUCGAUCCACGCGAGCAGCUCGAUGGGCUGCCAUUUUGUGGCUUCAGGUUUGGAGAUGGGGGUCCACUUUUAUGGCUUUGCCAAGCUUGAAUUCCACACCUGACAGGAGAAAUCUGCAAGCUCGACACGAACACAAGAGUGACCACGUGGUGUUGGCUCCGUCACAGCAUGCUCUUCGCUUCCGCCAGUUGCUACAAGGCCUCAAUUGUACCGAAGAACAGCUCGCCUUUGUGGAGGGCUCCAGGCUCCGACAGAUGCUGCGAGGGGUGAAUGCCAUCGCCCAAUCUGAGCCCGUGGCAUUGGCCUUUGAAAGUCUUUACGAAGACCUGGCACCUGUGCGCUUUGCUUGCGACGUGCUCUAUUGGCGUCUGGAGCGGCCUUUGGCGGAUGCAGCUAGUCAUUCUUCUGUGCUGUUGGAGGCCAGAAGCAGCGAGGAUUUGGCUGCUGCGAGAGAGCUCUUUGAAGUUUUGGAUAAAGACGGUAGUGGAACAUUGGACAGGGACGAGCUUUUGUCCAAUGCCCUGCUGCGAUCCCUGGGUCAUUGUGAAGGCUGUACUUGCGAAGGUAUUCACAAUUGCCGGUCAGUGGACAAGUUUAUGCAAGAUUUGGAUGCGGAUGGUGAUGGCUCCAUCACAUUUCUGGAAUUUAUGCUGUCCGCAUCCAGGGUGCUUUUCGGUGGCCGCAGAGUCGCUGAAGCUGGACCCGAAGUUAUCGAGGCCUUACUUGUGGAGAGAGGCAAAAACAAAGAUAAAGUCAAGGAUUUGGAGAGGCGAUUUCAAGGUAUUCUAGCAACGAUAAGGAGCUGGGAAGGCACCGAAGUUAGCAAGAAGGUGUUGGAGGAGAAUUCCUCGAGAGCUCGAGUUUUGGAAGGGCUGUUGACGGGGGCCAAGAUUCCGGACUUGGCGAAAGCUUUGCAGGUGAUGUACGUCGAUUACUUUCCUCUUCGUGUUGGUGGCGACCUCAUCUUUAAGAUUGCCAAUAAGCACAUGAGUGAUACAUGACUCGGGGUGUUCCAAAGUGCGCCCGUCGUUAAGACGACCUUUCUUUAGCUUUAGACUUCAGCCUUUGCACAUCUUUGCACACGUGCAACCGAUUUCUGGCACCUUUGUGCAACAGGCACGGCCAGAAUGUUCAAUGUAGUUGCCACUGUAACUUUGAGUCCAAGAAGAGAUUCUGGCAAUUUUCUGUUAACAGUUGAUUGUUUUCUCUAUACUAUUCUUUGGCUUGUAUUGGAGUCUUUCCUCAUUUUCAGCCAACCAGCUUCAAGCUUGAGCCAAAAGUGCUUCAAGCAAUUUGAGUGAGGCAUUCCAAUCGAUCCCAUUGCAGAUGGGACUUAAAGAUUCGCCUUUAAAGACUUGGUUAUGUGCCGCCUGAAAAUGGCCGAAAUCUGAUCUACAGUCCGGGCAACACUGCACAGCACCCGCUUCGCUUUGAAAGGUUGCCUGUGGCGGCUUUAAUGAGGGCGACAGCGCCAUAUGGAUCGAGCAUUUUAUCCUGAGAA